AUCCAGGGCUUGGCUCCAACAUCUUCUACAACCUCCUCUACCAUGAGCCAAUCAAGAUCAUCAUGCUGACCGCCUGCAGUAUCGUAUCGUCGGCCGUGGCCGAGGCAGCCAGAAUGUGGAAUCUUAUGGUGAUUGCCUUUGGGUCCAGCUCCCCGGCCCUCUCCAACCGGGUGCGGUUCCCCACCUUUUUCCGGACACACCCGUCGGCCACGGUACACAACCCCACCCGGGUCAAGCUUUGCCAAAAAUGGAACUGGAAACGGAUCUCCUUCCUGCAAGAGACCCAGGAAGUCUUCACCUCCACUAUUGAAGACUUGGAAAAACGCGUCAAGGACGCGGGCAUGGAGAUCUUCAGCCGGCAGAGUUUCCUGACGGAGCCCGACAACGCCAUCCAGAACCUGAAACGGGAAGACGCCCGCAUCAUCAUCGGGGUCUUCUAUGAGGACAUGGCUCGCAGGGUCUUCUGUGAGGUGUACAAGCAAAAGCUGUACGGACCCAGGAAUGUCUGGAUGAUCAUAGGCUGGUACCCGGAUGAAUGGUACAAGACCCCUGACCCCAAAGUCAACUGCACGGCUGAACAGCUGAUGGAGGCACUUCAGUACCACAUCACGACCGAAGCGUUGAUACUCAAGCCAGACGACACACCAUCUAUCUCUGGAAUGACCUCUGAUGAGUACGAAGUUCGCAUCAGCGAUGCCCUGAACGUGUCCAAUCCCACCCAAGUGUCCGGCUACCCCGAGAGCCCACUGGCAUACGAUGCUAUAUGGUCUAUAGCACUGGCCCUUAACCAAACUGCCAAUAGGCUUGCUGACCGUGGAUUGAAGUUAGAGAAUUACACUUACGGUAACUUGGAGAUUGCGGAUGAGAUCUUCAAUGCGCUCAACACCACCAACUUUCCUGGACUUUCAGGUCAGGUGGCAUUCACAGCAACAGGAGACCGUGUGACGAGAACGCAAAUUGAACAGAUGAUAGAUGGAAAGUAUCAUAAGAUUGCUUACUAUGACUCCCUGCAAGAUAACUUGACGUGGCUUGUUCCAGUGGAAUGGUGGGGAGGAAACGGGCCGCCCAAGGAUGGCGUGGACACCAAGCCCCAGUUACGCGUCAUCUCUAAGAACCUCUUCAUCCCUGUGUGCGUCCUGGCAGGACUGGCCAUCAUCUUUGCUUGUGUCUGCAUCAUCUUCAACAUGUGCUUCCGACACACUGGGUACAUCAGCUGUUCUCAGCCCCACAUUAACAACCUGACUGCUAUCGGUUGCAUCAUUGGAUUAAUGAGCGUAUUCCUUAUGGGUCUGGAUGGUCAGUACAUCAGUGAGGACCAGUUCCCUAUGAUCUGCAGCUCGGUCGCUUGGCUCUUGGCCGUAGCGUUUUCCCUCGGCUACGGAGCCAUGUUCAGCAAGAUCUGGAUGAUGCACAGUUUGGUCACUCAGGAGAAAUCAGAGAGCGAAGACGGUCGCCGGAGGCGACGGAAAAUCAGCCUGCAGAAAGUAGAAGUCUGGAAGAUGUACCUGAUGAUCGGCGUCCUGUUGGUGGUGGACUUGGUCCUGCUGACGGUCUGGCAGAUCAUCGAUCCUCUGUACCGUCUGGUGGAAGAUUUUGACAAGGAGGAGCACUACGAAGAGGAUCUAGAGAUACAGCCCCAGUUGGAACACUGUGAGGCUAACCAUCUAUCCAUCUGGCUGGGUAUUUUGUACGCCAUCAACGGUCUGCUGCUUAUAUUUGGGUUAUUUUUAGCCUACGAGACGAGGAACAUGACCGUCCGGGAUCUGAAUGACUCUAGAUAUGUGGGCAUGUCGGUUUAUAAUGUAUCGGUUUUGUGUAUUAUUACAGCUCCUGUUACAAUCAUUAUUCGUAGUCAGCAGGAUGCGGUAUUUGGGUUUGCCGCCCUCACUGUCAUCUUCUGCUCAACCAUCACGCUGAUUUUAACAUUUGUUCCAAAGAUGCUUUUCAUCCGUAAGAACCCGGACGGGAUGUAUACGAAAAACAUGCCGGGUCUUGCGGCCCCCAGCAGGGAGGAUGAGGAGAAGCAUCAGCGGUUAUCAGCCGACAACAUCGAGAUUAAAAGACAAAUAGCAGAGAGAGAGAGGAGGAUACGUCACUUAACGGAUCUCAUCACGCAGCGCGCCAAGACCGUAUCCUCACCUACUUCCAUGCAGAACAAGCCCCCAGAGCGCAGCAUCAGCAGCGGCAGUCCCACGACAACGCGGCGUUCCAGGUCCUCCUUCGGUCCAGACAAGCUGACCCCGCCCACCAUGUCCUGCGAGGACAGCGCCUUUGUCUCGGUAGGUGUUGGAAGCUCGGCCCUCUCCGCGUCUCUACCCCGGGGCCAACGGAACUCGGCGGCCUCGGAGGAAGAAUUUUCGGAGACGUAUAUUUGACGCCAGGAGAGUCAGAAGCCACAGUGGAUCCCGCUCCAGACUGUUGUGGCUGAGGAAGAUGAAGACUUUGACAAGACGGCGUGACGAGGCACCAGACUAUUACCAUCGUUUUGUAUCCAUAUGUGAAUAUAUGUACCUCUCGUCAGAUGCUCUGAAGUGCUUUCCAUUCUUGGGGGCGUGUUUUGGUACGCCCCCUUCCCGCAACAUUUGGUUUUGUAUUGCGUCAAAAAGCAAGAUGGAUGUAACAUGCUGUACUACCCAAGACAGGCGUGAAGUGCAGGGCUAGUCAAUGGCAAGAACGGAGAUUUGUGAUGGAGAACCCACCUGGAAAAACAAUAGCGUUAAAUUUGCACAGGAUGAUAAUCAAGAAAGUAUUUACACAGCCACGCUAUUCAUUUGCCAGUGGGGCUGAACUAGACAUAUGCCACAUUGUGCUGGUUGCAACAAAUGUGCAAAUCUUUGGUUAUAUCAAAGCAUAUGCAAAUUGCAAUGGGAUCACCAACGUCAGACUGAUUGGGGACCAAUUUCAUAAUGCUACUUAUUUGUCAGCAAAAACAUAUGCAUCAGUUGGAAGGAGGCGAACAGAAAGCAGAAUUUUGUCUCGCCGUUCGACAAUUGUUGGUUUUGGUGGGUGUUUCAUUUUUUUGUUUUUAUGGUGUACAAGAAUACUUGCAGUUUUCAGUGUCUUCAAAAUAAUCAGUUAUAUGUGGUCCUAUUGCUGCCACUGUACAAGUGGGGGGGGGGGGAAAUUAAUGAACGAUUUGGAAUCAAUGCCGUGCUGCAAAUUAGGGAGAAAGAUUCUUUCUUUCAUAAACUGGUUCAAGUUUCACGGACCUGCGUGCAUGAACAAACUGAUUCUGUGCUUAAAAAAAUGAACCCUAUGUUUUGAAGCCAGAAAAAAAAUGGUAUUUUGUAAAACGACUAAUUGUAUACAUGUAACGAAGGAUUCCGUAGUUUGCAAUUCUUCAACCUCCGAUAUGUUAUAUAUAUAUAAAUAUAUAUAUGUAUAUCUGUAAAAAUUGGUUCGUUUCAUUUAUGUUUUGAUGUGCUUCAUUUGUUUUAUACCACUGAUGUACAGUUUAUGAAAUUGGUAACGUUGUGCAUCAAGAUUGUAAUAGUCAAAAUUGUGAACCAUUUCUGAAAUUGUUCGGUUUUUUUUUUCUUUUUUCUUUUUUCUUUUUUCUUUCGUUACUCACAGGAAGGGAGAGUCUUCCUGAAGGUAUAAUGGUCCAUUUUUUUUUUAUCAGAAAAUGAGAUUUCGGACUCUGGGGGUCAUAAAUAUACCUUUUAGGCUUCUAUUGUGUUUUUUUCCUUUCUGUUUUUCAAAGAGAGCGUUUGGAUCCACCAUUAGACGGAUGCCUAUAGAUGCCAUAUUUGAAGCACUUGCCAAUUCUUUUUUUAAUGUACAUUCAAAUCAGUUCACCAAAUUUCAAUAAAACCUCCAGUAAUCACCAAUCUAUUAUUAUUAUUUUUUUCCCAUCUGGAGUCAUAGAGAGAAAAAAGGAUGUCUUUCAGUAUUGAAAUUAUUUAUGAAUAAUUAGUCUAGUUUGCCUCAAAUUAUGAAUUAUAUAUAUAUAAAUAUAUAUAUAUAUAUUUAAAACUUUUCAUUAAAGAGAGAAUUGUGAGUGUAAUUAUGAAUUUGAAUGGUAUCUUUCUUUCAUCAAAUUCUUCCAGCUGGUGUUUUUACUCUUUAAUUUUGUGCAGGGAAAAAAAUUACAGGAGAAACUUUCCUGACUAAUUCUUGCCUUAGAAAUUGUUAAGUUAUUACUUUUAAAUGUCUUGUUAAUGAAUUACAUGUCAUUUUUAGCAGCUGUGUCCAAUCCAUUCCCUUCAUUCUUAGUAGUCUUAAAUCUGCAAAGUUGUUUCUAAGCAAGCAAUAAAAGGGUUUUUUUCUCUUAAUUUUAUGGCUGUACAAAAAUAUUCCCAACGUGUUAACCCCUAUUUUAUGCUCAAUCCAGUUACCGCAUGUUGGGGUGUACAAUUUCCCGACAUGGAUAUACCCUCAGUGAACGUGCGAUAACAAUAAAAAGUUGAAGACUAAAAUUGCUCCAAAACUUUUGACGCCUGAAAACAUUUCCCCGAACUUUGCAGGGAUGUAGUCACUCCAUCACAAGUCCCUGCAAAUCUAUCAGGAGUCCUGCAGUCCCAGACUCAAAUCACAAGCUAUUCAACUGAGCUUUGACAAAGGCAUCCCUUUGUUAUUGUUCAUCCAAUGUUACUUGUGACUGGACUUGUGUUUUACUUGCGAUGGACUUGUGAUGGACUCGAGCACAUCCCUGCCCCAGAGAAUUUCAGUUUCCUAAAAAGUUGGCAACAAAGUGCACUGUUAACAAAAGUAACUGUCAACAAUCUACUGAUAUUGGUCAAGUUGUAAACUCGUAAUAUGAUUGUUUGACCCUGUUUAUUUAGCGCCUAAAAUAUGGCCCCCUUCAAAGCAAACAU
This is a messenger RNA of Patiria miniata (bat star), 4817 nucleotides long. RefSeq names its product gamma-aminobutyric acid type B receptor subunit 1-like. Bases 63 to 2375 code for a protein of 770 amino acids. Lineage: Eukaryota; Metazoa; Echinodermata; Asteroidea; Valvatida; Asterinidae. Gene Ontology annotation, molecular function: G protein-coupled GABA receptor activity. Gene Ontology annotation, biological process: gamma-aminobutyric acid signaling pathway; G protein-coupled receptor signaling pathway. The transcript has 16 exons. Gene Ontology annotation, cellular component: membrane; G protein-coupled receptor heterodimeric complex. The record is from RefSeq and is a predicted model, not a curated record.